AUGCAUACUUUUUCUCAUGGAUAUGAUUGGAAACUGGAUUAGAGAGAUCAAGAUGAACACCGAACAGUCAAGCAGUACUACUCAAUGAUAAACCAGCAGCAAAAGACUAUCGAUGAUUUGAGGCAAAAGCUAAGCAUUUACGAGAACUAUGAAUACAACAUUAAUAAAAAGAAUUUUGAAGAAACAAAGCUAUACAAAAGCAUGACUGAGUAAAUAGAGAAGUUAAAUCAAGGUUUCACUGCAAUGAAGGAUAGGUGCUUUUAGUUAGAAUUUGAACUCAAGCUAUCUAAAGAAGAAAAGCAAGGUCUAUUAGAGUAGAUCGAAGAAAUCGAGGGUCUGGAGCUAAAGAUAGAGGACUUGACAGAUGAGAAUUAGGCGAAACUGGAGCUUAUAGAGAAUCUCAGACUUAUCAUAGAUCAUAAUGAGGAUAAUAAAAAAGAAAUGCUUGCGAGAUAUGAAUCACUCGAAUAAGAUAAAGAAUGUCUGGAAGCCUAAAUCAGAAUUCAUGAAAAAAAAAUUCUUGAGCUUCACUCUGCUGAAAAAUCAAGAAAGCAAACGCUAUUGACUAGUAGGAAUACAAUUAUUAAAAAAUAACCCUUACUUUAAGAGAAAGAGUCCUAGAACGGCAGAUAAAAAAAUUAGGAAAGAGAGCAAGCAGAGUUUGUAGCCAAAGAUAGCAAAUUUUUCAACUUCACUCUGUAGAAAAUGCCUAAGUAAACAAUUACCUAAAACAAAAUCGAGGAGGAAAUGCUUGAAGAUGAAGAUUCUUCGUUAAGAUCCAAAACAUUCAGACACAAAAAUACAACAUCAAGAAAUGGGUUUAAUGGGUUUAAGGGAUUUGUAUCUGUAGAAGAAUAUGAUCAAGAACAAGACUCUCCAGAAAGAAAAAAGACCGACUACGACUUCAUUUAAAAUGGAAUACUUGACUAAAUGAUGGGAAUCACUGAUAAGCUGAGUAAAGGCUAAGAUUCAUCAAGACAAAAAGAACAACCAACAUUUCCAAAAACACUUAAGAAGCAAAUAUAGCUCCCAGAUAAAAAAGUCAUUAAUAUCUGCAUGGACGAUGAAGCACAGUUUAUUGCAACUUAGAAUGAGAAUAAAAUAUCUAUUUGGGACACUGAGGAUAUAUCUCUCUACAGAUUAAUUAAUCUUGGUGAGGCUAAGAUACCUACUGCAAUGGCUUUAUCAGCAAAUAAACUCCUGCUAUUUUGCACUAGCGAUAGCUAAGUGCAAAUAAUAAAUCAUGAUACUAGACUUGUUACUCUGACCCAUAAGAAUGCUCAUCACGGGGUCAUCACUGAUUGCAGUUUUAACAAGUACAACCCUCGGAUAGUUACUGUAGGCGUGGAUAAGAGCAUGAAAAUAUACGAUAUACAAAGGAAUUCUAAUGUUUAGCAGAUUUAAAUGAGAACAGCUUGUACGAGCUAUAAUGUCUGCAAAUAUGAUAUAGUUUAUUUUACAGGACACACUUAAGGAGAUCUUUAUCUUUGGUCUCCAGAUGAGGUGAAUGGGCACUUGGCUCACUUCUAGAACUAUCACAAUGCUGAAAUCACUUCUAUUUAAUACAUUCCAGAUAAGAAUUAACUAGUUACUUCAUCUUUAGAUAACACUAUUCAUCUUAUGGAUCUUAGAACGCUUAAAGUUAUUUCAAGCUUUGAUAAUCCUUCAAUUUUAAAAUGCAAUUAGAAAUCUAAGAUUAAGAUCUCUCCUGAUGGCAGAUAUGGAUGUAUUAUAAAUAUGGAAGGUUCGCUUUUGACACUAGAUUUAGAAAAACUUGGAAAUGAUGAGGGAAUACUGGAUUAUAAAUCAAUAUUCCAAAAUGAUUAAGACUGGAGUCUUGUUGAAGUAGGUUUUAAUAAACUGCUGUGGGGUGAAUCUGAAGAUGUUGUAAUUCUGACAGAUGAAAUUGGCUAAAUGAGAUUAUACUAAUGA
Messenger RNA from Stylonychia lemnae, 1932 nucleotides. NCBI's taxonomy places the organism in Eukaryota, Ciliophora, Spirotrichea, Sporadotrichida, Oxytrichidae. The record is from the annotation of a GenBank genome assembly.